Messenger RNA from Parnassius apollo (apollo), 927 nucleotides. NCBI's taxonomy places the organism in Eukaryota, Metazoa, Arthropoda, Insecta, Lepidoptera, Papilionidae. The record is from the annotation of a GenBank genome assembly.
AUGCUGGUGACCUAUUUGGAAGCCAGCCGGGACCUUUGCGAGACGGACUCAAUUCUUUUUGGCGCCGCACUGGCAGUAUGCCGUAUUAUUGGCGCCAAACUUCCCAUGGCUGGACGUGCUACUCAACAAGGUAGUGCCAUCCCAGCCUGGAGAAAAAGAAUCGAGGACCGUAUCGCAAAGGCAAGGGCCCUUAUCGGCAGACUGACAAGCUUCAGGUCGGGUAAUAUUAGACCGAGAGUUGUGCGCACCGUUAGAAUGGCGUUUGCUGGGACAAAUAUUAGUUUGUCCCAGCUGGAUAUCACGCAGAAACUAACGGAGCGCAUAGAUGACCUAAAGCAAAAAAUCGCUGCUUGGGGGAAGCGUAUUCGACGAUUUAGUGAGAGGUCAAGGCGGUUAAACCAAAAUCGUCUCUUCCAGAGUGAUCAGAAGAGGCUCUAUAAAUCAUUGGAGCGACCAGAGGUAUGUGGAGCGGGCCCAGGACCGGAUCAGGCUGACACUGUCGCAUUUUGGCGUGGCCUGUGGUCAGAGCCCGUAAACCACAGCGAGGGCCCUUGGAUGGAAGUUGUGGCGAGCCAGAGUGCAAGUGUUACGCCUAUGGACCCCGUCACCAUAAUGCCUGAAGACGUGGCUGAGGCGGUCCGUAGGGCCCCGAACUGGAAAAGUCCGGGGCUCGACGGGCUGCAUCAUUACUGGCUGAAGGGGUUCGUAGUGUGUCACGCUGUGCUCGCCCGACAGUAUCAAGAGGCUCUCGAUCAGAAGUCGCUCCCGAGCCUCUUCACUACUGGGAUCACUCACUUGGUUCCUAAAGAUCAGGAUACCACAGACCCGAGCAAAUACCGCCCCAUCACGUACAAUCACGAAUAUGAAGCGAUGCUUUGUAUUUGGUCUCAAAUAUUUGAAUCUGAUGAGUCAUCGCAUUGUAUGUAG